AUGGAAACGAGUCCAUUGGACUUCGCCGGGCCAUUCCAAGACAAAAUGUUCCUGGUGGUUGUGGACGCCUUCUCCAAAUGGCCUGAAGUAAUCGUCAUGAGCUCUACUACUGCUUCUCACGCUGUAGAUGUCAUACUGACGAUCUUUGCCAGAAACGGCAUACCCGAACGUAUCGUCACUGACAAUGGACCGCAGUUCACAUCAAGCGUGUUCAUGCAGUUCAUGAGGAACAAUUCGACAUUCCUUGACAGCACCAUACCACCCAGCAACCAAUGGACUUGCUGGGCGUUUUGUCCAGACACUCAAAUCAGGCCUGAAAUCUAUGCAGGGGGAAGGGAGUAUCCACGAGAAUCUCGCAAAGUUCCUUAUUGCAUAUCGCACUUGCCUCCACACAAGGACUGGGGAAACUCCAUCAAAACUCUUCCUGGGACGCGAAAUUCUCACCCGCCUGUCACUUAUCAGGACAAGUGUUCAAGACAAGGAACUGAUAGGUGGACCACUGGUCUUGUCCUCAGACGCUACGGACCAUUGUCCUAUGAAGUAAAGGUUGGUGACAAAAUCUGGCGCCGGCACAUCGAGCAGCUGAAACCGGGUGCCUGCGAACGCCAAAACGCUCGCGAAGAAAACCGCAGACCAACUUCAAAUUACUCUGUUGCUCCAGAGCCCAUGGUAGCGGAUCGACCACACCAACCAGAAGCAGAAGUUACUCCUCCGAGCGAGUUGCACACGACUCCUGAGAAUGUGCACGCUCCGAAUACAGCAGUCCCUGAUCUAGGAAAUGGGAAUGCACAAGUCGCAAAGACGCCCCGUCCCCAACGAAAAAGAAGACCUCCGGAAAGGCUGAUUGUGGGACUGGACUAA
Messenger RNA from Ornithodoros turicata, 861 nucleotides. RefSeq lists its product as uncharacterized. NCBI's taxonomy places the organism in Eukaryota, Metazoa, Arthropoda, Arachnida, Ixodida, Argasidae. The record is from RefSeq and is a predicted model, not a curated record. The transcript is spliced from 2 exons. Gene Ontology annotation, molecular function: nucleic acid binding. Gene Ontology annotation, biological process: DNA integration. Bases 1 to 861 code for a protein of 286 amino acids.